ACUGUUCAGAACUGAUUGAGAAGCCGAGCUGCUUGCUACCAGCUGGGCCUGAAGUCCUCAUGGCCUUCCCACUGGAGGUUAGCAUUCUGGAGGACGAGUGGGACUGGUUUUUUUCUGCAAUUCAGUGGAUACAGUUUGUCAUGGCUACUCUGAGUGUUAUAGGUUCCAGUUCACUUAUUACCUAUGCUGUAUUCCAGAAUAUACAGAAAUCUCCAGAAAUAAAACCACUCUUUUGUCUGAGCUUCUCUGACCUGCUCCUGGGAAUUUGCUGGCUUACUGAGACACUUCUUUAUGGAACUUCAACAAACUAUAAGGAUGUUGUCUGUUAUAACCUGCAAGCUGUUGGACAGAUAUUCUACAUUUCCUCAUUUUUCUACACCAUCAGUUAUAUCUGGUAUCUGUACACAGAACUGAGGAUGAAACACAACCAGAGUGAACAGAGCACAUCGCCACUGGUUGUAGAUUGUACUUGUCAGAUUGGUCAGAUGACCUUCAUUUUAUCAAGCCUGAUACCACUACUGUUGAUGAUACCUGUAUUCUAUCUGGGCAAUGCUAGUGAAUGUUUCCGUAACUUCAGCCAAAGUCACAGGUGCAUCCUGAUGCACUCUCCACCAUCAUCCAUGGCUGAACUCUUACCUUCAGCCAACAUAUCAAUCUGCAGUACACUUUAUGUUUAUGGCAUCACCAUUUUCCUGGCCAGCUUUUUACUCAGCCUCUUCACCAUUAUGGUCUUACUCAUCCAAGCCCAGAUAUUUUACAAGAAAUUUUUGAAAUCAACUGGCUUUCUGGGAAGUGAACAGUGGGCAGUGAUUCAUAUUGUGGAGCAGCGUGUGCGCUUUUACCCAGUGGCCUUCCUAUGCUGCUGGGGCCCAGCUAUCAUUCUGAUGAUCAUAAAGCUCACCAAAUCACAGGACACCAAACUGCAUAUGGUUCUCUAUAUUUUCCAGGCUCUAACAGCAGCAUCCCAGGGUCUGCUCAACUGUGGAAUAUAUGGCUGGACACAGCACAGAUUUCACCAGCUAAAGCAAGAAGCUCGACGAGAUGCAGAUACACAAACACCAUUGUUAUGCUCACAGAAGCGCAUCUAUAGCAGGGGCCUAGAUCCAUUGGAGUCUACCAUUGCUUUUGUUUCCAACUCUUCCACCAUUCUUUGAAAGUAUAAUACUGGAACAUUCAGAACUGGAGUUACUUCACACUAAUAGAUUCAGAAGACUGUUGUAAGGGGAACAUUAUAAUACAUCUUUACUAAAUGUGCAUUAACUUCAAAAUUGAAAGGAAAUAUAGUGCCAUCCUUAGUAGCUAUUCUUGAUGAACUGGGAAGGAUCUUUAAAGUUACACUCUCUUCACAAGAGAUAAAAGCACUUUCCAUCUAAGAGACUCAUUUACUUUGAUGGAUAUUAGAUUUGUCUAAGUCUCUUCUAGAAACAAAUAAAUUCCAAGUUAUUAUUUAUAUGCAUUCUUUCCAGACUCAAUUUCAUAGUUGCAGUGCAGGGAGGGGGACAUGCACCAACUUGCUCAGAUAUUGCUAUUGCAUGAAUAUGGGGCCUGGUUUUCUUUCCUUUGAAGAGUUUUGAAACUCAGAAAAAGCUAGGAAACUUUUAUUUUAAAAAGUGAUAGUGGGACACUUAAACACAUCUUAUCCCAGUUUCAUAUGUUUAGAUCUGUUUUAGAACUUAAACAGAAGCACAAUCCUAUACUAGAAAAUUAAGAGCUAUCUUUUGAAGUUAUAAGGAAAAUAAAUUUUAAGGGAAAUCAAAGCUAAAAACCCCUCUAGAAAUAAAUAAUUCUCAACUAUCAUUUACAAGCAGAAUUCCUGGUUGGUUUCAUAGUACCUAGACAUGUAAAAUUAGGUUGACCCAUUAUGUUAACUGGCUAUUCUUAUAAGUGAAAAUUGUCUCAGGCACAUGGUUCAACCUAAUAGCAAGCGCUAAACACGUUUAUAGGAUGAAUGAGCAAGCAGUGAUAAAUGAUUACUAGGUACAAUUUAAACCUUUUAGAUCACAGAGCAUCAUUAAGAGGUAGGAAUGUUCAUCUAACCUGUUUUUUUUUCCCCUCUCAAAUCAUAUAACAAUUUCUUUGGUUUCUCCAGUUAGUUAUGAACAAGGCCAAUUUAAGAUCUGAGCAUUGUGUGUCAUGUUGUAAAGAAGUGAGGAGAGCUAAAUGGACAAUAUGACUAGAAUGAUAAUCAACCAAAUCAUUGGAACUAAUAAGCAUAUACUUCCCUCUUGAUAAAUUCUAAGGUAAAAUCUUUAAGAUUAGAGAAAUUGAUCAGAUGAUAGUAGGAGAUUAAGCAGUAUGCUCUGAAAAGUAAAUUCUAAAGAUCUUUCCAAAGGAGUCCUAUGGGAAAAUCAGGUAAUUCAGUAAUAGCUCUUGAAAUUUUGGCAUGUGCUUCAAGGAAGUUAUGGAGGGCCACUCUGCCAAGAUCACAUCUUGAGGCUUCUAAUUGUCCCAGACUCUGAAGACCUGAUUUCAGGCUAUCACGGAACAAAAAAGAUUCCCUCACCCAGGGAGCUAUUUUAAUUUUUUAAUUUAAAAACUAACAAGCAUUCAUAUAGAAAAAUAGGAAGCAGCAUAGAAUGCCCAUUUCCAUAGUCCCUGAAGGGGAUCAGAAGUAAGAUGUCUAAUAGUAUCACUUUAUAUUUGCCUUUAUUCUCAAAAAGAAGGUAAUUAGUAAAUAUUUGUCAGCACUAUCUUGCUGCUCUGAUGACUUAUUUUUCAUGAUCCUGGUCUUAGAUAUUCUGUGAGUGUCGGUAGAAAAAAAAGAUAAUAGAAGCAAGAAAUAGCAAGAGUUUCAACAAGACCCAAAUUAAGAUUGUAAGUUUUUUUCAUACUGAAGGUCACAGUGAAUAUGUAGAGCUGGGUUACUAUUCAAACUAUUCUCAGUAGCCCUAGGAGAGAGACAGCCAUAGACACACAAGGAGUUUUUGAAAUUGUUGUAAACACCUCUCCCAUGACACUUUUCCAAGUUGCAGUCAUAGUGAAGUACAGUGGUAUCUAAGUAAAGUUGAUGAUACAGAUUUUCUGUGGAUCGCGUAGACAAC
This is a messenger RNA of Octodon degus (degu), 3041 nucleotides long. It is a transcript of the gene Tmem116, whose product is annotated as transmembrane protein 116. Gene Ontology annotation, cellular component: plasma membrane. Lineage: Eukaryota; Metazoa; Chordata; Mammalia; Rodentia; Octodontidae. Bases 60 to 1154 code for a protein of 364 amino acids. Gene Ontology annotation, molecular function: G protein-coupled receptor activity. Gene Ontology annotation, biological process: adenylate cyclase-activating G protein-coupled receptor signaling pathway. The transcript is spliced from 11 exons. The record is from RefSeq and is a predicted model, not a curated record.